AAAAUGGUUGUAGCAACAACACUUGUAGCUUCCGGUACUGUCUAACCAUCGAAACACUGUUAUCUGUGAUUUAAACGUAAAACAAAAACAGUGUCAGGAUGGCGACCCAGGACCUCGGUAUGGACAUGAUCACAAAACGACCACGGACCCCUAGGGAUCCAUACACCACACUUACUGACAUCCAGGUUAAAAAUUUGAAAAAGGACCCCCAGGCAUACUUUAUGAAUAGUCAGGGUGGAAACAAAGCCUACCCAAUGACGGGUUGGUACCGUGACCGGUAUGCCAAGAACAUGAGCCAGCACCUGGUACGGGGCAUAUCGAAGUCCCAGCCCUACUGUUACGUAGAUUAUCAGUGGAACAGGAGCCCACCAGAACUCCACAACACAGUCAGGCAUGGAGCUGCCGAGCGCUGGGGGCCAGACAAAGUUGGUAUGAGAACUGUACAGCAUUUUAAUAACCCUGAAGAUAACAACCGAUUUGUAAGCACAGAAUUAUACCGAAGACAGCCAACAAACCAACCAGGCUUCGUAAGCACAACGUAUGGGCGGCCUGGGGACGGAUAUUAUCUCCUGAGGAACCCCAAUACAAAAACUUGGUUCGGAUCCACUGUGCCCCUGAACCGCACUGGGAUCUUAGAGUCAAUACACCCCAAGACAACAGCUGAAUAUAAGUCCAUGCGAAAGUCUGACCAUGAAUCUGUUGCCCAGAGGAAAGGAAGAUACCCAGUAUAUUCAGAAUACACAGACAGAUUUGGUUUACAGACAAAGAUAGAACCGAUGAUGAGCACGCGACAAAGGAUGAAGACUUACAUAGAAGACACUGCAUAAGACAAAACCAUACAUUUGUAUUGGCAUGUUACACUGUGAUAUUACUUGAUGUGCAAUGGAUGCCAGUACUAAUCAAUCAACGGACAGAUAGUAUUCACUGUAUAGUUUCACUGUUAAGGAUUUUACCAAUUGGAUUCAACGGGAUAUCCAGGAGUCCUAUUUGAAAUGCAGUGUUUGACCAAUGGGAUUUGUGAAUGGAACUUUCUAUAUGAAUAUAACAGCACUCAUGAGGGACUUACGUGGUUAAGAUUUCCAUCGUUUUACAUGUAUUUAUAUACAACGAGGUGACGUACAAUCUUGAAAUGAUACUGUAUUUUCAUUAGUGACGUUUGGUUGAAGUAGUUCUCUAACCAAAAUAUCUGCGGUCAUAUUAUUCCCAUCUUUGCGUUAUUUAAAUAUUGACAAAUACUGACAAAUGUAAAAGAGAUUAGACCAAAGCGUUUUAGCUAAAAUAAAGUAAAUGUGGGUUAUAGAGUUGUUAAAUGAAGUUUGACACAUACACGUAAGUGUCUCACUAACUACGACACAAGAAUACGUAGACAAACACAUAUUUCUGAAUAUGCUACUUAAAGAUAUGUUUAUAACUGACAGAUUGCUCGACCCUGACCCAUGGACCGGAUUAAUGAACUAUUGUUGGUUAAAGUUAAACACUAAAGGACACAUGGGUACCAGGAUGUCAACUAUUUUGUUAUAUUUACACUAUUGGACAUAUGGACAUAUACAGGACUGGAUAUGCAAGCAUCAUAUGAAGUGCCAAAUGGUGAAGUGUCGUAUGUUUCCAACGUUUCCUGUAUGAAUGGAUACUAUAUAUAUAUCUGUAUGUAUUUUUGUAAUUUACGUUGUACACAAGGAUACCUCAUAGAUGUAUCUGUCUCAUCCUUUCUUAAUAAUCUCUCUAAUAGAUUUUUUUAUAAAUAUAUUUAACAUUUGUCACUCUGUGUGUAUUCCAGAGCCAAAGUUAUGAUCAUGUGUUACAAGGUUAAGAUUUACAAAGAACUCUUUAAUCUAUAACAAUGAUGAACAAAGAAAUAAAAUUAAAAAAAUCAAUAUGUUUUAUCCGUACACAUGCACAGCGUUAAACUACUUUCGGAAUUUCUUAUUACAAUUUACACAUGACUGUGGGUGUGAUGCGAUGCAGCCCCAGCGACUUUGUUAACCAUUAAAUCUAUCAAGUCAAACUUAUUCAGGAUUAGUCUAACAGCAUUAAAUACAGCAAGAUAACCAAUACUACUGCAUGCUGAAAAUGUUUUUUUAUCAAACUUCCAGCUAGGCACGUUAGAGUAUUAGACUUACAUUGUAGUACACUUUAGUUCUUAUCUGUAGUAAUCCUAAAACUGUUAACACUAUCAGUAAGCAGGUCACAGCAUUUACACGGUGCUUAUACUAAAAUCAAAUACUUGCCUUUCUAUUUUGCAGCAUCACCAAAUACAAUGUAGAUUACUGAAUUAACAGCGUAGUAUCAUUAGUAGAAGUAAUGCACUAGACGGUCAGCUAAACCUAUGCAGGGGAAAUAGAUAGCCCGCGUUUCCUCUGGCCCUAACACCAGACUGUCCAUGUCUGGUCUCAGGGCCAGAUAGGCUGAUAAAAAUAGACUGCUCCUACAAAAAAUGUGAUAAGUUGCACCCUGAUAUAGCUUCCUGCAUUGAUUAAGACCUGAUAGCAUUAACCAAGCGGAAGGUUCUGGUUAGAAUUAGAUUUAUUUAUUUGACAGAACACUAUUGCAUAACAAAAAUACCGGUAUUUUUAAUAUGUAUGUCAUACAAUUAAUACGAGCUUUAAUAUGAAUCUGUUUUGUAGUGAGAUAUUUGUCUAUACAGAAGGCUUAGUUACAUUUCGUAGAGCAAUCUUGCCUUCUUUAUAGCUUUUGUAUUUGUAGUAUUUUAUUUUAUUUUGCGCACAUUGUGCUAACCGUUCAAAGAUUUGUGAAUUACGUUUAAAUCAAUUAAAUUUUAAAUGCUAUUUGAGUAGUCAUUAUUAUCUUUUUGAUAACAAUUUAUGUUGACAUGAAAUGCUUUGGAGUUGGUAUAUUCUAUUUUUUUUACACAUUAAUUUGAUUAAACCUAUGCGUAGUGUCACAUUUUCAUGAGAUCGGGAAAAAAUCUUCUUGCUGGAUGUUCAGUGUACUAUGAAAUGAUAGCAGUUAUGUAAAUCUAAAUCACCUUACAUGUCGAAAGUUUACGGUAUUUGAGUUCUUUCCGAGAUUACAUCACCCCUAUCAAAAGCAGGACUUUUAAAAUCAUGCGUAAACUAUAAAUUUGCUAUAGCAUUUUGAUAUUUGCUAAAUGUGUCACAUAAUAAAUUAUGUUGAAUGUAUUAUGUGGAAAUGUUGCUAUCAAAUUUUCAAACGAAAUAUAUGGUUUAUCAUUACGUUUAAGUCCGAACAUUUUGUAACCAUGUUUAAAAAGUGAGGAUGUAUUUAUCAAAAAGUUGCAUAUGCAUGACAAAUGAUCUUAACCAAUAAAAUGUUGUUACAUCAG
Molecule: messenger RNA, 3304 nt
Organism: Mizuhopecten yessoensis (Yesso scallop)
Lineage: Eukaryota; Metazoa; Mollusca; Bivalvia; Pectinida; Pectinidae
Exons: 6
Coding region: 99-827 (242 amino acids)
Source: RefSeq, a predicted model, not a curated record